AUGUCUUCCGACCUCCCGCGAACCAGCGAUCUCACCACUAACGGCGACUCGAAUGGUACCUCACACGAUGUACCAUCCGUCGCGCCAGCGACUACGUCGGCCACGUCGACAGCCCCCAUGUCCAAGCAUGUGGAGAUGGUCAUAUACUCGGAUAUUGGAAUAAACACCCUCCUGAACCGUCUUAAGCAAAGCAUUGCAUCUUCGCGCGUAUGCUCAAUGCCACCACUUCCCCAAAUUAGCGCCCUACUGAACAAAUACUUCAGNGACUUUUCAGACUUCCUCAAGAAACGUGGAGCUGUAGAGGAGGACCAUGCCAAAGGAUUGCGACGCCUGGUCAAGCAGACGACCGACAAUGUCCACUCCAGGGAGUCUCGCCAGGGCUCAUAUGUCACCCACAUUGAAGAGGCUAUGCGCCUUCACGACCGGAUCGCCGACAAUGGGAUGCAGUUCUCNCUAGCUCUGCACCAGAUGCACGAGGACCUGAAUGAACUAUCACUCAACAUGGAAAAAGGGAGAAAACACUGGAAGCACGAAGGUCUGAACGCCGAGAAGCGUGCUACCGAUGCCGAGGCUGCCAUGGAAAAGGCAAAGUCAAAGUACGACGGCCUAGCAGAAGACUACGAUCGUGCUCGUACUGGCGACGCAAAGAGCUCGAGACGUAUCGGGCUCAAAGGCAUGAAAAGUGCUCCACAGCAUGAGGAAGACCUUCUUCGUAAGCUUCAGGUCGCAGACUCGGAUUAUCAGGCCAAGGUUCAGGCAGCAAAGUCGCAGAGAGAGGAGCUUAUCAAGACAUCGCGACCCCAGGCUGUCAAGGCGCUGCAGGAGUUGAUCAACGAGUGCGACUCAGGACUUGCUCUGCAGCUCCAGAAGUUUGCCUCGUUCAACGAGAAGCUUCUCCUAGGCAAUGGCAUUGCUGUUAGCCCGCUUCCUCCCACCGACCCUUUGGCACCCGUCCAACACAGUCUGCGCGACAUUGUUCUCCAAAUCGACAACAAGGCCGAUUUCGACAAUUACCUGUCUGGUCACGUCUCCAAGGUUCCCCACAGGAUCUCCGACAUCAAGUACGAACAACACUACACUCUCAGAUCAAAGCAGCAGACUCCCACUCCAGCCAGUCGUCAACCUUCGUCGACGCUGCCAGGCCCAGCGCUACCUGANAACACCGCUUACAAACGUCCCGACACAGCAGUCUACCUAUCCCACAUCACCAGGCCCAGUCCUUCCCCCACAACAGAUUAUAUGGCUCAGCCUUCCUACGGCAACCCAGCAAGUCCACCUUACCCCACUGAUCCGCCUCAGCAAUACAACACUGCGCCGUACCCCACCAGCCCAGGACCCCCGCGUGGCCUCUCCACCUCGACCCAGACCCAAGGCGCCAGCAUUCCNUACUCUCCUGCGACACCCGGCGCCAUGGGAGCUCAGCAGAGCUUCUCUUCUCAGCCUCCAGCCAUGUCACCUGGUCCUGUUGCGACUGCUCUUCCUCCUCCUCUCAAGCCUGUCUUCGGCGUUACCCUGGAUGACUUGUACAACAGAGAUCAGACUGCCGUUCCCAUGAUUGUCUACCAAUGCAUGCAGGCUGUCGAUCUUUUCGGUCUCGAUGUUGAGGGCAUCUACCGUCUCAGUGGUACAGCCAGCCAUGUCCAACAGAUAAAGGCUCUCUUUGACCACGACUCCCAAACCGUCGACUUCCGUAACCCUGCUUCAUUCUACCACGAUGUAAACAGCGUCGCCGGCCUUCUCAAACAAUUCUUCCGUGAACUUCCUGAUCCUCUNUUGACACGCCGCUCGUACAACAACUUCAUAGACGCCGCCCGCAUCGAAGAUGGCACUACACGUCGCGACGCUGUGCACUCGGUCAUCAACGAGCUACCCGACCCCAAUUAUGCUACUCUCCGUGCUCUGGUCCUCCACCUCAACCGCGUCCAGGAGCAUUACGCCAAGAAUCGCAUGUCAACUUCAAACCUGGCCAUCUGUUUCGCACCAUCAUUGAUGGGCUCGCAUACAGGUCCUCAGAUCGCCGACGCCAGUUUGCAGGCAAGGGUUUUGGACACGAUCCUGACAAACACGUUCCAAAUCUUCGAUGAGGAUUGA
Molecule: messenger RNA, 2091 nt
Organism: Aureobasidium vineae
Lineage: Eukaryota; Fungi; Ascomycota; Dothideomycetes; Dothideales; Saccotheciaceae
Source: the annotation of a GenBank genome assembly